Molecule: messenger RNA, 1516 nt
Organism: Archocentrus centrarchus (flier cichlid)
Lineage: Eukaryota; Metazoa; Chordata; Actinopteri; Cichliformes; Cichlidae
Gene: acbd4
Product: acyl-CoA binding domain containing 4
Exons: 10
Coding region: 222-1292 (356 amino acids)
Biological process (GO): fatty acid metabolic process
Cellular component (GO): cytoplasm
Molecular function (GO): fatty-acyl-CoA binding
Source: RefSeq, a predicted model, not a curated record
UACACUCCGGAGAGUGGCUGCAAUUGAAGGCAGGUCAGUCCCAGCUUAGCUGAACGGUGGACAGUUUUGUAAACAUACUUACCGUCAACUUGAAGCCUCGUUCUGUAGCUCGGUGACUUUUCUGGCCGAGGUUGCCAAGGUGUCUCGCAUGUUUCCACGGUGCUGAUCAUGGAAAGCGGCAUGACGAAAAGUCAGUGAGCUGCACUCAUGGUUUGUGUCUCAUGCCAGUACCAGCCAUGGUAGAGCCUGUGGGUCAUCACCAGAAGCGGUUUCAGGCUGCUGUUGAUGUCAUCCAUAAACUCCCCAAAAAUGGCUCCUACCGGCCCUCCUAUGAGGUGAUGCUACGUUUCUACAGUCUGUACAAACAGGCAGUGUGUGGUCCUUGUACAGUGCCUCGGCCUGGCUUCUGGGACCCAGUGGGCCGCUACAAAUGGGAUGCGUGGAGCCGACUGGGAGAAAUGAGCAGUGAGAGCGCCAUGGCAGCAUAUGUGGAUGAGAUGAAGAAAGUUGCGCAGGAGGUCAUUGAGACUAUGCCCAUGGAUGAGAAGACUGCUUCACUCUUCCACUACUUUGAGCCUCUAUACCUGGUAAUUGAUGACAUGCCUCAGCCACCAGAGUCACUGCUCAAACUCAGAGCAGACUCUGCAGUGCCUGAGAUUAUGGCACUCACCAGUGAUUCAGAAAGUGAAAUUUUCUGUGACUCUGUGGAUUCAUUGGAGCAGCUCAGUAACAUCAAGACCAAGUCCGACAGCUUUCACAAUGGCCAUGUGUCACCGGAGUCAUCUACAGUCCAAAGCCAGGAGGAAGGCCGAAAGGUUGGGGCAGGCCAAGGUGGAGAAGGAGCAGAGGGCAGGAAGGAUCCCAUCAGGAGGAGUCGGCACACUGGGCGAGAAACUUCCCACCACAACUGGAGAGAACGAGGUGCACCACAGGGAAGUUUGGGGCGGUCCCCAGGUGGUGGAAGUGGGCAUGGACAUGGAGGGGAUGGUUCAGAAGGUGGUGCAGAGAGGCUGCGUGAGGCUCAUCUACAGCAGCAGAUCAUCCUGGCUCUACAGAGGCUCAGACAGGACAUGAGGAGCGUGAUGGAUAGACUGGAAGUGGUGGAGAGGCUUGCUGCCACGCAUGCUCAUGCUUCAGAUUUGAGACCAUGCCUGCGGUGUUCACUACAACAGGAACAGAAGUGGUGGCCAUUUGAUGUGUCUGGUCAGACUGUCCUCCUCUUUCUGCUAUGGCCUUUUGUUGCUCAUUGUCUGGUCUACCUGCUGAGGAAGAAAAGUUGCAUGUCUUCAUGAAGCAAGCUAACACAACCUCUGACCAGUGAAGAAGUUCACCACCCUCCUGAAUGAGUGUGUUCUUCCUGUACAUCAUGCUGUUCAUAGACAGAAUGUAGUGAUUUGACACUCACGUCAGGAUCCUUAACAUGCUUACUCACUACAGCAAAUCUUCAUUAAUGUAAUCAGAUUAACCUUGUUGAACUGCAGGAUUCUGAAAUUAAAAAUUUUUUGUCUUAAUUAAA